Molecule: messenger RNA, 283 nt
Organism: Aspergillus welwitschiae
Lineage: Eukaryota; Fungi; Ascomycota; Eurotiomycetes; Eurotiales; Aspergillaceae
Exons: 1
Coding region: 26-241 (71 amino acids)
Source: RefSeq, a predicted model, not a curated record
CCGGUCUGCUAACGCUCCAUGGCAUAUGCCAUGGGAAAAACCGUUGUCGAGAAGCCAUCCAAAGUGGUUCCUCUUGCUUCGCCCACGCGCCUUGGUUCCGUGUUCUGUGCUCGGCGAAUCCAGGUGGAUCUUUCCGUUCAUCCAAGGGUCAGAUCAUCCGAGGGGGCCAUUGAACUUUUCUGCCCAUCACCGACACUGGGGCGCGCCCACCCCCCCUGCAAAAUUUCCGGCGCUCAGGUGAUUGAACCAUUGAGGUACACGGUCGUUCCACUGGCCAGGGCGC